GUCAGUUAAACUAUCAGGAAACAUAAUUUGGAAUCUUUUAACCUUUAAAAUCCCAGAGCAUUGUGUUUUCCUAAUGUGAAUCUGACACACAUUUGUACGAGAAGUGAGCUAAACCUGACUGAACUUUGUUUGUAAAAGCCGUCGUGUUAAAACCACAUAAAGAUGUUGUUCUAGUCUUGAUUUCUUUAGUUUACACUGUGAAUCUGCGGUUUUCUGUUCGCGUUAGUGAGAUCCAGGUUCUGUACAAUAGAAAGUUAUUCAGUGAGCACACGUGUGUGGGUUUGAGAAUAAUGACGAUCAUCAGACAGAGAUGAAUCACACAUUCUCCGCGUGUCUCGAGGAGGAGUUGCUCUCGAUUCUCACCUGAACACAGCCUGAGGAACACCGACGACAAGAUGUCCAGAAGAGUGGAGGUGAUCCUCAACUCCUCAGCUCCGCAGGAUCCGGCCGAGCCUCCUCUUCACAUCACCGAGUCCAAGCCCGGAGAGCAUCCAGGAGUGAAGGGCUUCCUGAUGAUCAAGCCGGCGAUCCUGGGGUGGCUGGAGAUCCUGACCGGUGCCGGGGUGUUUGGACUCGUCUACUGGAACUACACUCUCUGGCUCUUAAUACCGGCUUCUUUUGUGAUUUUAAUCGGCGUGAUAACGGCGACAGCUGCGUGCUCACACAACCCCUGUCUGGUGGUCACUUCUCAAGUGCUGAAUCUGCUCAACAUCUGCAACGUGCUGACGGCCGUCGUCGUGUUCUUCGUCCAGGUCUUAUUCGUGUUUCUCGGAGAUAUGGUUGGAGCUGCGCUGCGAACACAUUUCGUGAGCGGCCGCUCCGAGAGUCCCUCGUCUCAGACCGCAAACAUCGCCUUCAUCGCUUGUAAUGUUCUGGCGCUCAUCUUCUCUCUUCUCAUCAUCGUGACGUCGUGCUGCUGGUGUAGAUCGAGGAAGCGUCUGAUGGUGAUCCACAUGAACCCAGCUCCAUCUGCAGAUCUCAGUGAUGAGCUGGAGUAUCCGUGUCUAGAACUCUCACCGCCAGCCUAUAGUCCGGUUCCUUCUUCAGAACCGCCGGCCUACGAGGAGGAACGACGCUCCACUCUUUCUGGAGUUUCUACUCAGAAGUGGGCCAUGAGGAAAUGGAAAGAAGAACUGAGGCGCAGCAGAAGAACCAUCCAAGUCUGAGCAGAUUCAUUAAUGUCCAGAUCAGUCUGAUGUCUAUGCUCUAAAGUAGAGCUUCUCGUAUGAUGUCCAGCGGGCUCCGUUCAAGACCCUUUAUUAGUGUAAUGUCUUUUAUCAUAACGCUGUUUUUCACCUGCAUCAGAUGAACCUCAAUCAAUCUGAAGGACCUGUAAACAACAUUCAGUGGUGGACGUCUCAGAACAUUUUUAGUAUUUUGUCCUCGUUUUUAAAAACAGCCACAUUAAAAGGUUUUAAAUCAUGCUUCCAAGAAUGAAGACUUGAAGACUUGAAGAAGUCGUGGCACUGAAUGUUGCAUGAACUGCACAAAUGCACAUCUUCCUCAGUGUUUGGUCUGGUUUGAGAGCAGAUCCACACAUCCUGAAACAAGAUCUGAACUCUCUUAUCUUAAAGGUGAUCGAUCUGAAGGAAGUUUUAAGGGGAAUGAAGACUGGUACACAAUGAAGUAAUGAAUUCCCUUUCAUUUAUUAAUUAGUUUUUAUUAUUAUUUGAAGGAUAGAAAUAAUGUUUGACACAAUUAGUGUCUGAUUUUGAAAGAUGCGAUAGAGAUGUGAGAUUGGUGAGUAGUUCAGAGAGUACUGGAUCAGGAGCUGUACUUGCAUGACUGAAAAUAACCGUCCCAAGUGGAGCGCUGAGAUAUUAUUUAUCAUAUUUGUUCAUCUGUGAACAGCAGAAGUGUCUCUUCACAUGUUCUUCUGGUGUGCAAUGUUAACUAUUUAAUGCUAGUUUUAUAGUUUCUUGUGAAUGCUAAUGUAAUGCAAGCACUUUGUAAAGGUUUGAAGGUGAUAUAAAGUUCUUGUAUUGUG
Messenger RNA from Carassius auratus (goldfish), 1987 nucleotides. RefSeq lists its product as uncharacterized. NCBI's taxonomy places the organism in Eukaryota, Metazoa, Chordata, Actinopteri, Cypriniformes, Cyprinidae. The record is from RefSeq and is a predicted model, not a curated record. The transcript has 8 exons. The coding region runs from base 396 to 1166 and encodes 256 amino acids.